AUGUCGAAAGUGAAGACAAAGGACUUGCGCGGGAAGAGGAAGGAGGAGCUGGUGAAGCAGUUGGAUGAGCUGAAGCAGGAGUUGGCGAACCUGAGGGUCGCCAAAGUGACGGGUGGGACGGCCAGCAAGUUGUCGAAGAUCCGGGUGUUCCGGAAGAACAUCGCGCGCGUCUUGACGAUCAUCGGACAGAACCAAAAGGACAACCUUAAGAAGCUGUACAAAGACAAGCGCCAUAAGCCCAUCGACUUGCGGCCGAAGCUGACGCGAGCCAUCCGCAGACGUCUCACCCGUCAUGAGCAGCAACUCAAGACUCGGAAGCAGUUGAGACGCGAGAGGAUUUGGCCGCAGAGGAAGUUUGCGCUCAAACACUGA
Messenger RNA from Oppiella nova, 372 nucleotides. The record is from the annotation of a GenBank genome assembly. Lineage: Eukaryota; Metazoa; Arthropoda; Arachnida; Sarcoptiformes; Oppiidae.